GGGCGGGAAACCAUUCUCCCCUACCUGGCGAGCAGCGGCGGGCGCGAGUGUGUGGAAACGGCGCCGCCGGCGAGGAAAGAGCCAUGGGCAACGCUGUGGCUCGAGAGGAUUUCGAGUGGGUUUAUACGGACCAGCCGCACGCGGACCGGCGCAAGGAGAUCCUGAGUAAACACCCAGAAAUAAAAACUUUGAUGAAACCAGACUACAACUUGAUCUGGAUAGUUACACUGAUGGUCCUUGCACAGCUGGUUGCUCUUUACCUAGUUAAAGAUUUGGAGUGGAAAUGGGUUAUAUUUUGGUCAUAUGUGUUUGGCAGUUGUCUUGAUCAUUCUAUGACUCUGGCUAUUCAUGAGAUUGCCCACAACAGUGCCUUUGGCAAUGGUAAACCUCUGUGGAAUCGAUGGUUUGGAAUGUUUGCCAAUCUUGUAUUUGGCAUUCCAUACUCUGUAUCCUUCAAGAGAUAUCACAUGGAUCACCAUCGUUAUCUUGGCGGUGAAGGAGUUGAUGUGGACAUUCCUCUUCCCAUUGAAGGAUGGUUUUUCUGUACUCGUUUUCGAAAGUUCCUUUGGGUUAUUUUUCAGCACUUCCUCUUUGUUAUUCGGCCUCUUUUUAUUAAUCCCAAACCAAUCUCUCGACUUGAAAUAAUGAAUUUGUCAAUUCAGUUUCUCUUCGAUGUUAUGGUAUACUAUGUCUUUGGAGUAAAAGCACUUGUCUACCUGAUAACAGGAUCUCUGCUUGGGUUAGGCUUGCACCCUAUUUCAGGACACUUCAUAGCCGAACAUUACAUGUUUUUAAAGGGACAUGAAACAUAUUCCUACUACGGUCCGCUUAAUAAGCUUACGUUCAAUGUUGGCUACCAUAAUGAACACCAUGACUUCCCUAAUGUUCCUGGAAAAAAUCUUCCACUGCUGAAGAAAAUGGCCUCUGAAUACUAUGAUCAUCUGCCACAGUAUAACUCCUGGGCAAAAGUGCUUUAUGACUUUGUGAUGGAUGACACUAUCAGCCCCUAUUCGCGAGUGAAAAGGCAUUUAAAAGGUGAAGUGAUACUGGAGUGAAAACCCCCCACUGCCGUAAACACCAAAGUCAGCCUAGUAGCUGGUGGAACGUUUUGUUUGAUCGAGAUGAAUUUGCUUUGUAUCUUGACCGGUUUGAACUAUGAGUAUAUGAGUACAAUCUAGAACAGGAUCUCUAGAACUAAACGUUCUCAUGUUCUUUUGCCAUAUAACUAUGUUUCAUGAUGUGUUUUAGUAGCUGUUGACUUGAACAUUGGUUUGUUCUUGUAAGCAUUUUAUGUUACAUACAGCAUAUGUACUUGUUCAGUUUUUUACACUUGCUGCCCAGGACACUAGCUUUUGCUGGCAAACCUUCCAAAUUAACUUCUUUUAAUACCCUAGAAUUGUUUUAAUUAGUGUAGUAGCUGACCAAAAUGGCUGGCUACAACUCCUCCUAGAUU
Messenger RNA from Podarcis raffonei (Aeolian wall lizard), 1453 nucleotides. RefSeq names its product sphingolipid delta(4)-desaturase DES1-like. The transcript has 3 exons. Bases 84 to 1055 code for a protein of 323 amino acids. The record is from RefSeq and is a predicted model, not a curated record. NCBI's taxonomy places the organism in Eukaryota, Metazoa, Chordata, Lepidosauria, Squamata, Lacertidae. Gene Ontology annotation, biological process: ceramide biosynthetic process. Gene Ontology annotation, cellular component: membrane. Gene Ontology annotation, molecular function: sphingolipid delta-4 desaturase activity.